CCUGAACUUCAGCAGACAGCGUGAGAAGAAAAAGCUCCUUUGACGUCAGCCACGUUAGGUUUCAGUAGUCCAAGAUGGCGGAGGUGAGCGGGUUGAGGAGCAGGAAUCACUUCGAGCCCAACUGCAAAAGCCGAGUCGUUGACGAAGGCUUGAGCGGCGUGGAAGAUGUCCCCAUUUUUCGGCAUAAGCAGAAGCCUCCUUUAGCCAGGCCCGAAGACCUGGAGGAUGAAUUUCUCCCCAGGACCACGGCUUCAAACUUGGGCAAAAAUGCCAGGCUCACCCCCUCACCAGAUGAAAAGACUCUGGAAGAAGAGGCUUUAGUGCAGGAGGAGGAGGAGGAGAAGGCCAGGCCCAUCCAGAUCGUCCUGGCCAACGAGGACGAGCACAGCUUUGAGCUUGACGCCGCGGCGCUGGAGAAGAUCCUGCUGCAGGAUCACGUGAAGGACCUGAACGUGGUGGUCGUGUCGGUGGCCGGUGCCUUCCGCAAGGGCAAGUCCUUCCUGCUGGACUUCAUGCUGCGCUACAUGCACUGUCAGAAUGACUCGUGGAUGGGAGGUGAUAAUGAGCCUCUGACAGGGUUCACCUGGAGAGGAGGCUGCGAGAGGGAGACCACAGGAAUUCAGAUCUGGAGCGACGUCUUUGUGGUGGACAAGCCUGACGGCAGCAAGGUUGCUGUGCUCCUCGUUGACACUCAGGGAGCGUUUGACAGCCAGUCAACCAUAAAAGACUGCGCUACUGUGUUCGCCCUCAGCACAAUGACCAGCUCUGUACAGGUGUACAAUCUCUCCCAGAACAUACAGGAGGAUGACCUGCAGCAUCUGCAGCUCUUCACAGAAUAUGGCCGACUGGCGAUGGAAGAGAUCUACCUGAAACCUUUCCAGUCCCUGAUGUUCCUGAUUCGGGACUGGUGUUAUCCUUAUGAACACGACUAUGGACUGGAAGGAGGCAACAACUUCCUGGAUAAAAGACUACAGGUGAAGCAGAACCAACACGAGGAGCUGCAGAAUGUGAGGAAGCACAUCCACUCCUGCUUCUCCAACAUCGGCUGCUUCCUGCUGCCACACCCGGGCCUCAAGGUGGCCACCAACCCCUACUUUGACGGCAGGCUGAGAGACAUCGAUGGUGAUUUUAAGAAGGCGCUGGCCAAGCUGGUGCCUCUCCUCCUGGCCCCAGAGCGACUGGUGGAGAAGGAAAUUGGAGGCAACAAAGUCACCUGCAGAGACCUCCUGGAGUACUUCAAGGCUUACAUAAAGAUCUACCAAGGGGAGGAACUGCCUCACCCAAAGUCCAUGCUGCAGGCGACAGCAGAAGCCAACAACCUGACUGCUGUUGCAGGAGCCAAAGACAUGUAUGGCAAGAACAUGGAGCUGGUCUGCGGCGGGGACAAGCCGUACAUCGCCCCGGCCGACCUGGAGCGCUGCCACGAUGAGUUCCGCGAGCACUCGGUGCGCCACUUCCGCUCCGUGAAGAAGAUGGGCGGCGAGGAGUUCUGCCAGCGGUACCAGAGCCAGCUGGAGGCGGAGCUGGACGAGACCUUCUCCAACUUCUCCAAGCACAACGACGGCAAAAACAUCUUCUACGCGGCGCGCACGCCCGCCACGCUGUUCGCGGUCAUGUUCGCCACCUACGUGGUGUCCGGGGUGACGGGCUUCAUCGGCUUGAGCGUCCUGGCGGCGCUGGCUAACCUGGUCAUGGGCGUGGCGCUGCUGUCGCUCUGUGCCUGGGCGUACGUCAAGUAUUCCGGAGAGUUCCGGGAGGUGGGAACGAUGAUAGAUCUGGUGGCCGAGACACUUUGGGAACAGGUUUUGAAGCCACUAAGUGAACAUUAUAUGGAAGACAACGUCAGACAGACGGUGGUUAACUCCAUCAGAGCCAGCUUGACAGAGCAGGCCUCGCAGCACACCAAGUUAAAGACUCACUGACGCUCUUCCUCCUCCUCCUCAUCUCCCCCCCCGCCCCCGUCGUCUUCAUCGCCCUCCCGCCCACUCGCUCAACGUGUUCAAUCCUAGAACUGUGGAACUAGUUCAACACCAAAGCUGACCCUCUUUUAUCCCUCCUCCCGAACGUCCACCAUCACAUCGCUGUUCCCCCCUCAUCUUUAUUUGCUGUUGUGGACCUGUAGGCUUCGCCGUCUGCCCUGCUCUUCAUCACCCCCCCCCACCCAGUGCCUCAGAGCAGAAACUGCACGUUCACGAGAGGACCGAGCAGAGAAGCUGGCAGCGUCGCCUCUCGCCAAAACAGGACCUGAAGGGACUGUCAUCUUCUCCAGUGUGCCAUGCUGCGAUAGAUGCGUCUCGUGUUGCUGUAGUCUUCUCUCACACACGUAUUUGCUGGUAGCGGACGACUGCACUCGCUUCAAGAUUGAGCUGCAAUUCAGGGACACCGCUGUGGGCAGCUGUUCUCAACAAUGGAUGCAAACUGAAACCCUUUUCUGUGCAUUUAACGGUUCUCUUCAGCCCGUUUGUUAACGUUUCCCUACAAGCACAAGUGACUAAUCGACUAAUAAUGAGGUGAUUGUCGUGUUCAUGUUUAUUUGUCAUUUCAGUAAAAUCAGGAAAUAGAUUUUAUUGAUUCUACUGAAGCGAAAGUAAAUUUUCCAUUCUGUCCUGGUAAAUGAAUCUGGUUGCGUCCGAAAUUCCACACCAAGCUGCUAUUUAGUACGUUAGAACAGUAUGUGUGAUAUUUUAGUAUGUCCGAAACCUGAGUAUGAAGCCAGUAGUACGCAAUUUGCAUACUAUUUCCGAUGAAAUAUCACAGUAUGCAACGCAGGACACUACGGCGGCAUAAAUGUCCCGCAAUGCGGCAGGGACGACAACGUUCAUAACGGACGUUGACGGACAGCUCUGUAACAUCAGUAACGCUUCAAUUUAACUGUAAGUAUAAGAUGUCACUUUGCUAGGCGUAAUAUAUAUUUUAAAUUCAGAAUUUGAUUCUCACAAACCGUUGUUUUCGUCACACGGGGUUGGCACGGGGGUUACCAUGGUUACACGUCUCCAACCGGCAAGGAGGCUCUCAGGAAGUGACGACAUAAAUUACAGUUAAAUGCGUCGGAAAAGAUCCAUACUGCUGUUUAUUCACAAUAAUGUAUGUUGAACGACGGUGCACAUAUUGAGUACGUAGUGCAGAGUGUGGGAUUUCGGACGAAGCCUCUCGUCUUCUUCUACAAAUCUGAACUGAACAGAUGAGUGCCGGAUUCUUCUUCUGACGUACUACCAGUUCAGUUGGGAAGGUGCAUUAACCAGGUAACACGAUCCCACUCUGCUCAGGUUGCUUCUAGACGUCUCUCCCUUUAAUAUUUCCUGAUUGUAGUCCUGAAGAGAACUGUAGGAAGCCUCGCCGCGCCUCUCGGCUGAUAUUUGACGUGUUUUUUUAAAUUUAGGACUGCCGUGUUUUAUCUGGCCUUUAGCGCCUCGUAAGCGGACCUGCCGCCGUUUGGCCCUCUGCAUGGUGUUAAGAGCUACUGCGUUGUAGCAUUAAGCUAGCUUAAGAGCUUUUAGAGCAAAGGUCCUCUGUAGUCAGGUAGCCAUGGAGGACUGUCAUUUUUAACGGUUUUCUCUUUCACUGCCUUUCAUCAAUGCUGCGAUAGCUCUGGAUGUUUCCCCGCACAUUUGUAGGAGCUCGAUUCUUGCUUUUGGGAGCCUCAUUUAGUUCGAGACGUGUGUCUUUUUGUAGUUUAAACUCCUAUUACACCUUUUAAAGGAACAGUUUGACAUUUUGGAAAAUAUGGAUGAAUUUGAAGCUACAGCCAGCAGCUAAGACGGUUAGCUUAGCUUAGCAUAAAGACUGAAGGGAGGCUGAAACUUACGUAAAUUAAAAAAAAAAUCAGCCUAUACCAACACCUCUAAGUAAAUUAAACCCUGAUUGUGUUUAAAACUAAAAUGCAUGACGCAUGAAGGGGAUUAUUUCACAACAAUGACCCGCUAGCUGUACAUUAUUACACUUAUUACACGGCUACUCACUUAAAAAUUAAUGGUUUUACUCCAAAAAUUGUCCACCAGAAUCCGACAUCAGAUCUACGUCCAUAGCAACGGUCUGUUAUACAUAGCAACGGUCUGUUAUACAUAGCAGCUGUCUGUUAUACACGGCAACAGUUUGUUAUACACGGCAACGGUCUGUUGUACGUAGCAACGGUCUGUUAUACACGGCAACGGUCUGUUGUACGUAGAAAUGGUCUGUUAUACACAGCAACGGUCUGUUAUACAUAGCAACGGUCUGUUAUA
This is a messenger RNA of Sebastes umbrosus (honeycomb rockfish), 4220 nucleotides long. RefSeq names its product atlastin GTPase 2 (gene atl2). NCBI's taxonomy places the organism in Eukaryota, Metazoa, Chordata, Actinopteri, Perciformes, Sebastidae. Bases 75 to 1922 code for a protein of 615 amino acids. The record is from RefSeq and is a predicted model, not a curated record. Gene Ontology annotation, molecular function: GTP binding; GTPase activity. Gene Ontology annotation, biological process: endoplasmic reticulum organization; protein homooligomerization. The transcript has 14 exons.